UUGUCUGCACCCUGAGUCUGGAGACAACUUGAGGAAUUGCAUGCAUGUUGAUAUACUCUGUUCUGCGUGAAUAAUUUGCUUCGUUCCCUGUGCACUCAAUAAGUAGAUAUGGACAUGGUCCAGUUUCAACCCCGUUAGAUGUGUGUUCAGAAUCUUGCAAAUCUGUUGCGGGGUCUUCUUUGUUACUGCCUUGCAACUAUCUCCAGUAAAAGGAGCAAGAAGAUAGCUGACACCGAGUAGGUAUUCCAAGCUGCAGCGGGGUUUAAUCACUAAGUUCGUGGGACUUACUGCCCUCUCGCUCUCAUCUUUACUCAAGAUGCCUGCUCCGGAAUAUAAGAGCUAUUUUAAGCUACUUCAGAAGUUCAAGCCAGACUAUUCUCCUAGCGAGUUCACCCAGUAUGAGUCUGAGAGAACCGGCAUGAGGGUGGUCGUUAUCGACCAAAAAGGCCCUAAAGUGACUGGCUAUUUUACACUUGCGACCGAGAUCCAUGACGACUCCGGUGCUCCUCAUACCCUCGAGCAUUUGUGCUUCAUGGGAUCAAGGAACUACCGCUAUAAGGGGUUCCUUGACAAACUUGCAACUAGGGCAUAUUCGAAUACAAAUGCUUGGACGGCCACCGAUCACACCGCCUACACACUCGAUACUGCUGGAUGGGCUGGCUUUUCCCAGAUCCUGCCAGUAUAUCUCGAGCAUGUGAUCGCGCCUACCCUUACUGAUGAGGGAUGCUAUACUGAAGUCCAUCAUAUCGAUGGUACCGGACACGAUGCCGGGGUGGUAUACUCGGAAAUGCAGGGCGUCCAGAACAAUGCCGCGGAACUUAUGGACUUGCGUGCUAGACGAUUGCUAUAUCCUGAAGGCGUGGGGUUCAGAUAUGAAACUGGAGGAAUGAUGGAACAGCUGCGCGUACUGACUGCUGAACGAAUUCGCCAAUUCCACCGUGAUAUGUACCAGCCCAAGAAUCUCUGUCUCAUAAUCACUGGCGAAGUCGAUCACGAAGAUAUGCUUCGGACGCUAGAUAAGUUUGAAGACGGCAUUCUCGAUAUUAUCCCUAGUCCACAGGCUCCCUUUAAGAGACCCUGGGUUGAGUCUCGCCAGGCCCCGGCUCUCCCACAGUCUAUCGUCGAAACCGUGGAAUUUCCUGAGGACGAUGAAUCUUCUGGUGAGAUUGAGAUAAGAUUUCUGGGCCCAGACUGCACAGAUCCAGUACAGACUGGUGCCGUGAAUGUUAUGCUCUUGUAUCUGGCAGGUUCUUCGGCUUCUCUUUUGGAGAAUGUCCUUGUAGAAAAGGAGCAAGUUGCCAGCGCCGUCUACUAUUCUACCGAAGAUCACCCCAGCAUUGAGAUCCGCUUCACCUUGACCAGCGUUGCCACGGAGAAGCUGGCUCAGGUGGAGAAUAGAUUCUUCGAGGUCUUGAAAGAUGCCAUGGAGCAAGAGCUUGACAUGAAGUAUCUGCAUGAAUGUAUCGAGCGCCAAAAGCGUAGCUGGAAGUUUUCCACAGAAAGCUCCGCGACAUCUUUUGCCGAAUAUGCCAUUUCCGAUUUCCUGUUUGGCAAGAGAGAUGGUUCCACCAUGCUUGAUGUCGCAAGUUUGAAAGAAUAUGAUACCUUGGAGAAAUGGAGUGAAAAUGAUUGGCGCAACUUCAUCAAGAAGUGGAUUUCCGAUGCACCGCAUGUUUCUAUCCUGGGUGUGCCAUCAGCUAAGCUCUCUGAGAAGCUGAAGAACGAUGAGGAAGCAAGAGUCGCAGCACAGAAGGAGCGAUUAGGACAGGACGGCCUAAAGAAGCUCGCAGAGAAACUUGCAAAAGCUCAAGCAGAAAAUGACAAAGAGAUCCCCCAGGAGAUGCUUGCUAAGUUCAAGAUUCCGCCUACGGACUCGAUCCAUUUCGUGGAGACGACAACUGCUCGAGCAGGGGCAGCAUUAAAAGACGGACGACCAGAUAACAAGAUCCAGAAGCUAGUGGACAGAGACGGUUCCGACUCUCCUUUGUUCAUUCAUUUCGAGCAUAUUCCAAGUAGCUUUGUCCAGCUUUCUGUGCUUAUAUCUGCCGAGUCUGUCCCUGUGGAGCUUCGCCCCCUACUCGCUGUCUACAUUGAAGCAUUCUUCGGUCUACCGAUUUCUCGAAAUGGCCAGGUGAUUGAUUUUGAACAAGUUGUUGUUGGACUGGAAAGAGAUACCGUUGGAUAUUCGAUGGAGGGCGCCCGAAGCUUGGGCAACUCUGAGAUGUUACGCAUCUCGUUCCAGGUCGAAGUAGAGAAAUACAGCACUGCCAUCAACUGGUUGAAGGAGCUAGUCUGGGAUUCGAUCUUUGAUAUUGACAGGCUCAAGGCGAUCACAAGUCGACUUCUGGCUGAUGUUCCGGAUGCCAAACGCAGCGGAGAUGACAUGCUUGCCGCGGUUCAUGUCAUGGUCCAUUAUGCUGCCGAGUCUAUUGUCCGGGCGAAAAGCACUCUAGUAAAAGCUCGUUAUCUGAAGCGUAUCAAGAAGCUUCUCGCUACCCAGCCAGAGCUUGUCGUCUCUCGCAUGGAGGAUAUCAGGAAGUCUCUCUUCCGCUUCGAGAACUUCCGCGUUCUGGUGAUCGCUGAUAUUGAGAAGCUUGCCAACCCCGUCUCAUCCUGGAAGCCAUUCGUGAACAAGUUGGAAAGAACCAGCUCCGUCAGACCUGUGACAAACCGGAGAGCUCUGCUCAGUGAGGCUGGAAAUAACCUUGGCAAAUUAUCGUAUGUAGUGCCGAUGCCUACCAUCGACUCAUCUUUUGCGUAUGCAACGGCUAGGGGUCUCGAUUCUUACGAUCACCCGAAGCUCCCAGGUUUGCUGGUGGCACUUGCUUACAUGAAUGCUGUCGAAGGCCCUCUGUGGGUUGCGGUGCGCGGAACAGGUCUGGCAUACGGAACAAGCUUUGCCUACAACAUCGAUACAGGCUUCGUCCACUUUGACGUAUACCGCUCUCCAAAUGCUCACAAAGCAUUUGAGGCAAGCAAGAAAAUCGUCGGCGAUCACGCAUCUGGCGCCACUCAAUUCGAUGACAUGAUGCUUGAAGGUGCAAUUAGUAGCAUCGUGGUCAGCUUUGCCAAUGAACAAGCCACUAUUGCCAGCGCAGCACAAGGCAGCUUCAUUCGGCAGGUGAUUCGGAACUUACCUAGCGACUACAAGGAAAAUAUUUUGAAGAAAGUCAGCGCUAUCAGCACACAGGAGAUCAAUGAGGCGCUAAAGACUAUCAUCAUGCCCCUAUUCUCUCCCGAGACGUCCAACAUCGUGAUCACUUGUGCUCCGAUUAUGGAGAAGGUAAGACAGACCCGGCCACCUCCUUAGUUUCAUUCAGUGCGUACUAAUUCUCCUUUGCAGACCAUCAAGG
This is a messenger RNA of Paecilomyces variotii, 3353 nucleotides long. RefSeq names its product Metalloenzyme, LuxS/M16 peptidase-like protein. The record is from RefSeq and is a predicted model, not a curated record. NCBI's taxonomy places the organism in Eukaryota, Fungi, Ascomycota, Eurotiomycetes, Eurotiales, Thermoascaceae. The transcript has 2 exons. The coding region runs from base 317 to 3310 and encodes 997 amino acids. Gene Ontology annotation, molecular function: metal ion binding.